Molecule: messenger RNA, 1394 nt
Organism: Brachypodium distachyon (stiff brome)
Lineage: Eukaryota; Viridiplantae; Streptophyta; Magnoliopsida; Poales; Poaceae
Product: zinc finger RNA-binding protein
Exons: 2
Coding region: 79-1020 (313 amino acids)
Molecular function (GO): zinc ion binding; nucleic acid binding
Source: RefSeq, a predicted model, not a curated record
CGAAAUCUCAUCUGAAAAGAAAAAGGGAUCGAGAAGGAGAGGGGAUACACCUGCACACCCGAACCACCGGUGAUCGCCAUGGACUACGCCGCCCAGGCGCCGCCGGCCGCCGAUCCCAACUACCCACACGCCUACGGCCACAACCCUUACACCUACGCCGCGGCGGCGUACCACUAUCCCGACCCCGCCGCCGCGGUCGACCCCUCCGCCUCCUACAGCUACCCCAACCCUAGCGCCGCCCCGGUCGCCACGUACGACCCCUACGCCCAGUACAACUACUACGGCGCCCCGGCGUACUACUACGGCGCCGGCGCCGGGGCCCCUCAGCCUCCGCCCGUUUCGUCGGUGGCGGCGGAGGCGGUUCCGUCUUCCUCGGCGGCGGCGGCGGCGGCGGCGGCUGGAAGAGAGGCCGUGAAGCAUUUCGGCUUCGAUCCCCAGCGCUACGCGCAGGUAGCAGCUGCGAAAGCUCCUAACAAAAUGGCACCAGCAGCUGCAGCAGCCACAAGCAUGCACCAUGCCCAGUGGAAUGCCCAUUUUGGGCAUCCUCUGCCCAAGAACGUUCCGAGGAAGUUCAUGAAGAAACCACCAAAGGUUGUCCAACCAGCAAGCUGUGAAGUGUGUAAGAUCCAGUGCGAUACUCUAGAAGUUCUCAUGAUCCAUAAAACGGGUAAGAAGCACAAGAAGAAUCUGGAGAAGUUACAAGACUCCAUCACGCCUAAACCAGCAAAGCCUCUGAACAAUGCUGUUGAAACAAAUACAGCACCUGCUGCUGCCUCUGAUAGUGUGAUGCCAGUGGUACAGGCAAAGAAGAACAAGAGCUCCCCAGCAAGUGCAGAAGACCUGGAGGUGAAGAAGAGGCGAGUGCUUGAGGCUGGAGCAGCUCAAGGUGAAGUGAAAAUCUGCACAGCGUGCAAUGUCGUCGUCAACAGCCAGAAGGUAUACGAGUUCCACAUACUUGGGCAUAAGCACAAGGCCAAUGUACAGAAGCAGCAGCAGGCGGCGCAACAACAUCAUUUAUAGCCUGAGUUGAGGAGCGGCUCAAGGUAACCUGCAUCCUCCAAAGACUUGUUCCAGUGCUUCCAAAGGGUCAACAGGAACCAGGAUUCACACACAUUCAUGCUUUCUACUGUGUUGGUAGUUUGUUCGCGGUUCCAGUUAGCUCUCCUUGUAGUGCAGCAGAAAUUCUAGAAAAUUAUGUGUAUUUCUUGCCUGCUGCAAUAAGCAGUGAAUGUUGGAGGCAAAGACUGCGAUGUAUUUGUUUCUUUGUACUACUUGACAAGUUUGAGAUUUUCUUGCUAUAUUAGUUUCCCCUCUGUUUAAUGUAACAAAUUGGAUCUGAAACUACGUGCUGCGACAUUGCAUGAUAGUUAAACAAAAAGCUGGUGUUCUCUAUA